AUGAAUCCGUUGUGCCUCUUAGUUUCGAGGUGUUCUAUUUCUCCAGUUGCUGUUCGUGGAAUCACGUCAACCCCAGUCCUGCGUUCAGUAUUCAUGAAAAAGCAGAAGAAAGUGGACCCGGAGGUGAGUGUUCUUAGAGAAGCCCGGAAAAGAAGGCGCCUUGAGAAGGAAAUCAGACAGAUGUUGAAGCAUAGCAAGAAACCGAAACCGGUUGAUGAACUGUUACUCGACGUCAAGUCAGCAAAAAACAUAAAUGAGCGAUAUCGAGAACCCGUUGUGUUAACAGAAGAGCAGAUUGAUGAACGUGCAAUUGCUUUGAAGGACUACACACGCAGUCGCAAUACUUUGCAGCGAUUGGACGAUAAAUGGGUUCGGGAUGCCCUCAAGGCUCAAAGGAAAGCCUUGAAUGAACUGAAGCUCAUCGAUCCCGUCCUGUACCAAAAGGCUGUGGAACCUAUCGAUGGCCCACUGAACAUCGUUUUACAUGGUCCUGGAUUGACACCGCCGGUUGUCGACUAUCAGUCGCCCGAUGGAGACUAUAUAGAUACAACGAGAACAUGGACGUGA
Molecule: messenger RNA, 567 nt
Organism: Angiostrongylus costaricensis
Lineage: Eukaryota; Metazoa; Nematoda; Chromadorea; Rhabditida; Metastrongylidae
Source: the annotation of a GenBank genome assembly